AUGUCGUGCACACAUACAAUAAACGAACAAAGCAACCCAUGGUGGCGGGUGGAUCUGGGCAGUACCCGUACAAUCUUCACCGUCGAUGUGUACGACCGUGUCGACGAGUGCUGCAGCGAGAGGCUAAACCCUUUCUAUGUGCACGUCGGUCACAGUACGAGCGUAGCCAGUAACCCAUCCUGUGACGGCGAACAGUCCAUAUCAGGGGACUACAAAUCCGUGCCGUGCAAUGGUCUGCAGGGCCGGUACGUCGGGGUAGCUCUGCAAGGAACCAGCCGCACCCUGACCCUGUGCGAGGUGAAAGUCUUCGGCGUGUAG
Branchiostoma belcheri (Belcher's lancelet) is the source of this 318-nucleotide messenger RNA. Its product is annotated as fucolectin-like. Lineage: Eukaryota; Metazoa; Chordata; Leptocardii; Amphioxiformes; Branchiostomatidae. The coding region runs from base 1 to 318 and encodes 105 amino acids. The transcript is spliced from 2 exons. The record is from RefSeq and is a predicted model, not a curated record.